GAGCUCCACGACUCCCUUCCCUCCUUCUCCACGACCCUUUGACCCUCACCACGCAUUGUCACCCCCGCCGUCAUCAUGAUAUCCAGAGCGGCGGCUCCCUCCACCUCCUCCCUCUCCCACCUCUCGACCCGCUCCCUCCGCGCCCAGGGGGCGGCCGCCCGCUCCUUCGCAUCUGUGUCGGAGGCGCCUCCCGUGAAGCACUAUGGCGGACUUAAGGACCAAGAUCGGAUCUUCACCAACCUUUACUCACACCAUGGAGCGGACUUGAAGUCAUCAAUGAAAUAUGGUGACUGGUACCGGACCAAGGAUAUGAUUUUGAAGGGUGAUGAUUGGCUCAUCUCAGAGAUCAAGGCAUCUGGCCUCCGUGGCCGUGGUGGUGCUGGUUUCCCUUCAGGAUUGAAAUACUCGUUCAUGAACUUCAAGGAUUGGGACAAAGACCCUCGCCCCCGUUAUCUGGUUGUCAAUGCAGAUGAGGGUGAGCCCGGUACUUGCAAGGACCGAGAGAUCAUGCGCAAGGACCCCCAGAAGCUGAUCGAGGGUUGCUUGGUGGUGGGUCGUGCUAUGAACGCCAACGCCGCCUACAUCUACAUCCGUGGUGAGUUCUACCACGAGGCUACUGUUCUCCAGCGGGCUAUCAACGAGGCCUACGAGGCUGGCCUGAUCGGCAAGAACGCCUGCGGUUCCGGAUACGACUUCGACGUGUACAUUCACCGUGGAAUGGGUGCCUACAUUUGUGGUGAGGAGACCUCGCUCAUUGAGUCCAUUGAGGGCAAGGCCGGCAAGCCCCGCCUCAAGCCUCCCUUCCCCGCCGCCGUCGGUCUCUUCGGUUGCCCCAGCACAGUCACCAACGUCGAGACCGUUGCCGUAACACCGACCAUCAUGCGCCGUGGUGCCAACUGGUUCUCUUCCUUCGGUCGUGAGCGUAACGCCGGUACCAAGCUUUUCUGUAUCUCCGGUCACGUCAACAACCCCGUCACAGUAGAGGAGGAGAUGUCCAUCUCGCUGCGCGAGCUGAUCGAGAAGCACUGUGGAGGUGUCCGCGGUGGUUGGGACAACUUGCUCGCCGUUAUCCCCGGUGGCUCGUCAACUCCCGUCAUCCCCAAGGCCGUGGCCGACAACCAGCUCAUGGACUUCGACGCCCUCAAGGACUCCCAGACUGGUCUGGGUACAGCUGCCGUCAUCGUCAUGGAUAAGUCCACCGAUAUCGUCCGUGCCAUCUCCCGCCUGUCUACCUUCUACAAGCACGAGUCUUGCGGCCAGUGCACUCCCUGCCGUGAGGGCAGCAAAUGGACCAUGCAGAUGAUGCAGCGUCUCGAGACCGGCAAUGCCCGCGAGCGCGAAAUCGACAUGCUCCAGGAGCUUACCAAGCAGGUCGAGGGUCACACCAUCUGUGCUCUGGGUGAGGCCUUCGCCUGGCCUAUCCAGGGUCUGAUCCGCCACUUCCGUCCCGAGCUGGAGGCCCGUAUCCGCCAGUACGAGAAGGAGCUUGGUGCUGCCCCCUUCGCCGGUGGCUGGCCCCCCAACAGCCGCGCUGAGGGCAAGCUGAUCUCCCCUGGCAUGUAA
Molecule: messenger RNA, 1563 nt
Organism: Penicillium concentricum
Lineage: Eukaryota; Fungi; Ascomycota; Eurotiomycetes; Eurotiales; Aspergillaceae
Product: NADH-quinone oxidoreductase subunit NuoF
Exons: 3
Coding region: 76-1563 (495 amino acids)
Molecular function (GO): NADH dehydrogenase (ubiquinone) activity; FMN binding; NAD binding
Source: RefSeq, a predicted model, not a curated record